This is a messenger RNA of Suhomyces tanzawaensis NRRL Y-17324, 1452 nucleotides long. RefSeq names its product stearoyl-CoA 9-desaturase (gene OLE1). Gene Ontology annotation, cellular component: endoplasmic reticulum membrane. The transcript has a single exon. Gene Ontology annotation, molecular function: heme binding; iron ion binding; stearoyl-CoA 9-desaturase activity. Lineage: Eukaryota; Fungi; Ascomycota; Pichiomycetes; Serinales; Debaryomycetaceae. The record is from RefSeq and is a predicted model, not a curated record. Bases 1 to 1452 code for a protein of 483 amino acids. Gene Ontology annotation, biological process: unsaturated fatty acid biosynthetic process.
AUGGAGAGUUUGGAAGUGGCAGACGUCACCAAAUUAAACGCUCUUGCAGCAGGUACCAAUAAGAAGACCCCGCGGAUUGUGGCGGCCGGCUUGGGUGGCAGAUUGAUGGGUACCAGAGACUUGGUCAAGAUCACUGCUGAACAAGUCACCCAGGACUCGUUGGAGUCGAUUGCUGAGAAAGACGCCCGUGAAAAGGAACACUUCACCAAGAACAAGCACAUCUCCGAAAAGCCUUGGACCCUUUCCAAUUUCCACCAGCACCUCAACUGGUUGAACAUGAUUUUGGUGGUGGGUUUCCCAGCCUUUGGAGUCUACUCCGCCAUCACCUCUCCUCCUCAAUGGAAGACGGCUGUUCUCGGGUUCACCCUCUACAUCUUGUCCGGUUUGUCCAUCACUGCCGGCUACCAUCGUUUAUACUCCCACAAGUCCUAUUCCGCUGCCUUGCCAGUGAGAUUGUUCUUUGCAUUCUUCGGAGCUGGAUCUAUUGAAGGUUCCAUCAAGUGGUGGUCCCACUCCCACAGAAUCCACCAUCGUUACACCGAUACCCCCCGUGAUCCAUAUGAUGCUCGUAGGGGUUUCUGGUUCUCCCACAUGGGUUGGAUGUUGACCAAGGCUAACCCAAAGAACCGUGCCAGAGCCGACAUUUCUGACUUGAGCAGCGACUGGGUUGUUUCCUUCCAACACCGUCACUACUUGGUUAUCAUGCUCUUGUCUGCAUUUGUCUUGCCAACUCUUAUUGCCGGUAUUUUCUGGGGCGACUACUGGGGUGGUUUCAUCUACGGAGGUAUCUUGAAGACUUUUGUCAUUCAACAGGCUACUUUCUGUGUCAACUCUCUUGCCCACUGGAUCGGUCUUCAACCAUUUGAUGACCGUAGAACCCCAAGAGAUCACUUCUUGACUGCAUUCAUUACUUUUGGUGAAGGUUACCACAACUUCCACCACGAGUUCCCAUCUGACUACAGAAACGCCUUGAAGUGGUACCAAUACGACCCAACCAAGGUUGUUAUCUGGGCUUUGUGCAAGGUUGGUCUCGCAUGGAACUUGCAGACUUUCAGCCAAAACGCCAUUGAACAAGGCUUGGUUCAACAGCAGCAAAAGAAAAUCGAUAGAAUGAGAAACAAGUUGAACUGGGGUGCCACUGUGGAUAACUUGCCAGUUUGGGACAGAAGCGAGUUCAACGCCCGUGCCAAGGAAGAAGGUCUUAUCAUCAUCUCUGGCAUUGUGCAUAACGUCAAGGCGUUCAUCAAGGAACAUCCUGGUGGACAAGCCCUCGUUAGAGCCUCCUUAGGAAAGGAUGCUACCAAGGCGUUCAACGGUGCUGUGUACGCUCACUCCAAUGCUGCUCACAACUUGUUAGCCAACAUGCGUAUUGCUGUUAUCCGUGAUGGUGACAUCAACGGUAACACCUUUGCUCUCCAACAAGAGUUCUUAGAUAAAGAGAAGCUCGCUUAG